AUGUCCAACAAGGACUGGCAUCGCUACAGCAUUGAGUUCUGCGGAGGCACGCAUGUUGACAAGGCUGGGUGUUCGGCGCAUCGUGGCGGUCACUGGCCAAGAGCGUGGCAGGCCAGGCGGACUGCCGUUCGUGUGGAAGAGCCCUUGGAGGGCCUUGAGUACAUGGCCCCAUCUCCGAAGAAGGAGAUUCUUAUCAAGCAAGCACAAGCCGAACUUACUACAUCCGCAAUCUCCAAAUAUGAUUUCCAGGGACACUCGAAGAGCAGUCUAGUAGCAAGCGAGUGCAGAACGGACGUGGCCAAGGUAGAGGAGGGUGUGGAUGCUGCGAGAAUGUAUCUCGAGAGGCUAAAGGUUUGA
Molecule: messenger RNA, 357 nt
Organism: Lasiosphaeria miniovina
Lineage: Eukaryota; Fungi; Ascomycota; Sordariomycetes; Sordariales; Lasiosphaeriaceae
Exons: 2
Coding region: 1-357 (118 amino acids)
Source: RefSeq, a predicted model, not a curated record